AUGACAAUGAUGACUCAGACUGUUCCAGUGUCCCAGGAAGUGAGAUGCCAGGUCAGCAGUGGUGGUUCUUCUGGGACUGGGACUACUUCGAAUUUAAGAGAUUCCAUUCCAAAGCUGUUUGCAUCUUUCAAGUCUCAGAAUCAUGUCCUUUCCUUUGUUGUUAUACUCAUGGCUGUAAUCAUCCUUCUCAUGCAGAUACACAUUAUGGUGUUGCUGCUAAGACCACAAACUGUCCAAGUAGUUUCCAACACAAGUUGGAUGAGCAACAUCAACACACGCAUAGACAUGAGGGGCGGAACAGUCAAUUUACUAAACAAACAGAUCGACCGUCUAAAAGAGGAGACAAUAAUCGUUGAAACAUUGCUACAAAAAAUGAGACAUGAACAAGAUAUGUGUACCCAACCUAUAAUCCCCAUCCAAAGUCCCUGCACCAGAGAAAGGAAUUACACUAAAAAGAGGGGUUCAUUAAAUCCUGAAAUGCCAUUGGAAUGGAAAAUAUGA
Molecule: messenger RNA, 501 nt
Organism: Lactuca saligna
Lineage: Eukaryota; Viridiplantae; Streptophyta; Magnoliopsida; Asterales; Asteraceae
Source: the annotation of a GenBank genome assembly